GAGUGGUCGGGUCACGGGUGUUUUGGGGCUUCCCCAGUUCCCCCUCACACGUUCGAGGCGAGGUUUAAGAAAUCUCCGUCUCUCUUCGUUAAGAAUACCAAGCCUCGCUGUCUCUCAGGCAUCAGCAGGUACUGUGCACAACGCGGGAACGAAUUCCUUCUUCCGAGCGAGAAACAAUGAACAUCUUCUCCAGGAAACCCAACCCUAAAGAGGCUCUUCGGGAGAGCAAGAGAGAAAUGGCACACGCUACCAGAGGUAUAGAGAAGGAAAUUGGGGCACUGCAAUUGGAGGAAAAGAAACUUGUUGCAGAGAUAAAGAAAACUGCUAAGACAGGAAAUGAGGCAGCAACUAAAAUUUUAGCCCGGCAACUAAUCAGGCUUAGGCAGCAGAUUGCUAACUUACAAGGUAGUCGGGCUCAAAUGAGAGGCAUAGCCACUCAUACACAGGCAAUGCAUGCUCAGUCUUCAAUUGCUGUUGGUAUGAAAGGUGCUAGUAAAGCAAUGUCAGCUAUGAAUAAGCAAAUGGCCCCUGCAAAGCAAGCUAAGGUUAUCAGGGAAUUCCAGAAACAGUCUGCACAGAUGGAUAUGACUACUGAGAUGAUGUCAGAUGCCAUAGAUGAUGCCUUGGAUAAUGAUGAGGCUGAAGAUGAGACUGAAGAGCUGACAAAUCAAGUUCUGGAUGAAAUUGGGGUCGAUGUGGCUUCACAGUUGUCUUCAGCUCCAAAAGGUAGAGUUCCAGGAAAGACUACAGAGGAUGUUAGCAGCUCGAGCAUGAAUGAUCUCGAGAAUAGAUUGGCAGCUCUGAGAAAUCCAUGAGGCAGGAGCUUUCAAGUUCUUUUUGGGUGUAGACAUUUGAAGCCCCUCCAUAUAGUCUAAUUGUUUGCGAAUGUUGUAGAUAUUACAUAUUUCCUUUAUUGUCAACAACGUAUUCACACUUAUUUUAGCAUGUAACUCUUGAUUCAUUUUGUUAGAAUAUUUUGUUGUCUGCUGUUUGUGCAUAAUGCUACUCCAGUACAAGAAUGAAGUGUAAGAUGAUUCAUAUGACCCUCAUUUCUGGAAACCCAUGAGUAUGCAGAAAUGAACGGAUUGAUCCGUGAGUUGAAAUUUUACGCUAGGGUAAGGAUGGUUGUUACUUUA
Molecule: messenger RNA, 1136 nt
Organism: Tripterygium wilfordii
Lineage: Eukaryota; Viridiplantae; Streptophyta; Magnoliopsida; Celastrales; Celastraceae
Product: vacuolar protein sorting-associated protein 2 homolog 3-like
Exons: 11
Coding region: 177-815 (212 amino acids)
Biological process (GO): late endosome to vacuole transport; endosome transport via multivesicular body sorting pathway; protein transport
Cellular component (GO): multivesicular body; ESCRT III complex
Source: RefSeq, a predicted model, not a curated record